Messenger RNA from Arabidopsis arenosa, 2075 nucleotides. The record is from the annotation of a GenBank genome assembly. NCBI's taxonomy places the organism in Eukaryota, Viridiplantae, Streptophyta, Magnoliopsida, Brassicales, Brassicaceae.
GUUGUUCCACACCAGAAAUUUGCCUCCUUUUUUGGUCUCGGGAACUACCCUGAUUUGUUUCAAUCUCUCUUCUAUUCGAUUCUGGAUUUAGGUAUUUGGAUAUUGAGCUCUGGGUUUUGACAUUGCCGUUGUAACUAAAACUCUGUAGACUAUUAGUUCAAUUCGAUCUCUGUCUUUGCAUUUCUUUGAUUCAAAGCUCACUAAGUUCGGGUUUGACAAGAGAUUCCAUUUGUUCUUCGUAACUGUAUUUUGGAUGCUCUGUAGCUGAAGAAGAUGCAACCUGAUCAGCGCAAAAAGUCAUCAGUUGAGGUAGAUUUCUUCACGGAAUACGGUGAAGGAAGCAGAUAUAGAAUAGAGGAAGUUAUUGGUAAAGGAAGCUAUGGAGUUGUUUGCUCGGCUUACGAUACACAUACUGGAGAGAAAGUUGCGAUUAAGAAAAUCAAUGAUAUUUUCGAGCAUGUUUCGGAUGCAACUCGCAUUCUCCGUGAGAUCAAACUUCUCAGACUAUUACGCCAUCCAGACAUUGUUGAGAUCAAACACAUCUUGUUACCGCCUUCAAGAAGAGAGUUUAAAGACAUUUACGUGGUUUUUGAGCUCAUGGAAUCUGAUUUGCAUCAGGUUAUUAAGGCAAAUGAUGAUUUGACUCGUGAGCAUUACCAGUUUUUCCUCUAUCAGCUUCUCCGUGGCCUCAAGUAUAUACACACAGCUAAUGUCUUUCAUCGUGAUCUAAAACCAAAAAACAUAUUGGCAAAUGCUGAUUGCAAACUCAAGAUAUGUGAUUUUGGACUUGCAAGAGUCGCAUUCAAUGAUACACCAACUGCGAUAUUCUGGACUGAUUAUGUAGCUACUCGAUGGUACAGGGCUCCAGAACUGUGUGGAUCAUUUUUCUCAAAGUAUACACCGGCAAUAGAUAUAUGGAGCAUCGGGUGCAUUUUUGCAGAGCUCUUAACAGGGAAACCUCUUUUCCCUGGGAAAAAUGUGGUCCAUCAAUUGGAUCUGAUGACGGAUAUGUUGGGAACUCCAUCUGCUGAAGCCAUUGGAAGGGUGAGGAACGAGAAAGCUCGAAGAUACUUAAGCAGCAUGAGGAAGAAGAAGCCUAUUCCUUUUUCACAUAAGUUCCCACAUGCUGAUCCUCUUGCUCUUCGUCUUCUAGAAAAGAUGUUGUCUUUUGAACCCAAGGACCGGCCUACAGCUGAAGAGGCGCUUGCAGAUGUAUACUUCAUGGGUUUAGCUAAGGUUGAAAGAGAGCCCUCUGCUCAACCUGUCACAAAGUUAGAAUUUGAGUUUGAAAGGCGGAGGAUCACAAAAGAAGACGUGCGAGAGCUCAUAUACAGAGAGUCUCUGGAGUACCACCCAAAGAUGCUGAAAGAAUACUUGGAUGGAUCAGAGCCAACUAACUUUAUGUACCCGAGUGCGGUGGAACAUUUCAAGAAACAAUUUGCUUACCUCGAGGAACACUACAAGAAUGGUACUUCUCAUAAUCCCCCUGAGAGACAACAGCAUGCAUCAUUACCAAGGGCUUGCGUAUUGUACUCCGAUAACAAUCAUCCGGUGGCACAACAGAGUUCAGCUGAAGUCACUGAUGGACUCUCCAAGUGUAGCAUCAGAGACGAGAGACCUCGGGGUGCAGACAGGAAUGCCCAGAUGCCAAUGUCGAGAAUUCCUAUCAACGUCCCUCAAACAAUCCAAGGUGCGGCAGUAGCUAGGCCUGGAAAAGUAGUUGGAUCAGUGUUACGCUAUAACAACUGCGGCGCAGCCACAGGCGUUGAAGCUCUUGAACAACAACAGCGAAGGAUGGUCAGAAAUCCAGCUGCUGCGUCUCAAUACCCAAAGAGGACUCAACCUUGCAAAAGCAACAGAGGUGAUGACGAUUGCGCCACCGCCGCCGAAGGUCCAAGCAGAUUGAAGCCAAACACUCAGUAUAUACCACAAAAAGUGGCUGCAGCACAAGAUACUGCAAUGAGUCGCUGGUAUUAAACAUGAUGUUUUGGUUCUAGUUUUAGCUUUACCACUGCACGUCUCAGGGAGAGCUAAAGAGUAGCCCUUUGAAUCAUCCAUCGUGUUAUUAAGAGCCG